Anthostomella pinea is the source of this 2037-nucleotide messenger RNA. The record is from the annotation of a GenBank genome assembly. NCBI's taxonomy places the organism in Eukaryota, Fungi, Ascomycota, Sordariomycetes, Xylariales, Xylariaceae.
AUGGCUCCCACCUCGAGGUCGGGCAUGGCCAUUGUGGUGCGGGACGACGGCAUGUCAUCUGGCGACAUCGCUGGAGCCGUUGUCGGCAGUGUCCUCGGAGGUAGCCUGCUGCUCAUAAUCCUGGGUUUUCUAUACUUCCGCCACCGACGGAUGACCAGGCAAGCCCAGGCAGAAGACCCUGAACCCAUACCCAAGGCCUCUUUCUCCCAGCACGGGACCCUAUUUCCCUGGCAAGCCAUUCCGCCUGGGCAGCAGCCCCCCACGCAGGACCACGGACGCCCGUUCUCUGUCAAGGAUGGCAGAGACGACCAGGCUUUCCCGGUCUACGGUGAAACCGCUGACCACCAACAAUCACCUACAUCACCUCGCGGAGACGACUGGAUGAAAGACAAUGAAGGCUUCUAUACACACCAAGCGUCCGGUUUGGAUUCGUUACCCCAGGAUAUCGACUUCUCUAUGCCCGCGCCAUCACGGCAACCCACUGGUCCCCUCGCUACUGAGCAUGGCACGAUUCUGCCUGUGGAUGAUGCUUCUACAGUGCCCCCAGCUGCCAACUCGAGCUACUAUGACACGAAUAUCUCCAUGGAAUCAAUUCAAAUCCAGACAUACACACCGCCCUCGCGGCAGAUGACUGAUCUGUACAAUGCUCAACGGCAGGCGGCAGAGGAGUACCGGAAGAGAAGCGGUUCCCUACCCAGGAGAAUAUGGAAUAGUAUCAAGAGGAAGAGAUCAACCCAAUCCUCCAGCCAAGGACCUGGAAACGCACAGUCUCCGACAUCACAGCAGUAUUUCCCUACAUCACCACUCGAGAGCCCGAUUAAUGUCAAGCAAGAGCCAGGCUCGGAAACGUCCAAGGGUAUAGACUGGCAAACCCAGGGCGCCACUAACCGAUUUUUUGAGGAACCCGAAGAAAUCGGCGAAGCUUCGGGGCAACCGAGUCUAUCGGAAGCCCAAAUGGGUAUGCUUGGAUCCGGGCCAAGACCAGAACAGCGGCAGCAGCCAAAGAGACAGAAACAGUCGGCAGGCGAUUCACGGUAUGGGGAUUUCCCAUUUCGUAUAGAUACAGAGAUUCGCGAGACAACUGAGAGAGAUGCCGAGCUUCCAUCGGCUGUUCUGAGGACAGAGGCCACCUCCGGGCUGCCUCCCGCGACUCAGCCCCACCCCCCGGACCAAGCCCACAGACGGCUCAAGAGCCCUGACAUUCCGGAGCCCAUGGAUAUAGAUACUCAGUCCGGUGCUCAUGACCAGUCUCCUUUCCGAGGAUCACAUUCCCCUCCUCUUGCACACGAGUCAUUCGUCAUGCCGAUGGCUGUCAUGAAACCUACCAACGCCGUUGAGCAGGCUGCCUUUACCGACUACCAGAUGGAGAACUCAGCAUCGCCGCCCCCCAUGGCGCACUCUCCUCCACAGAUCGUCACCAGGCAACCAACACAAGUGGGACAGGUUGACCUUCCGACGACCGAUGAGCAUGCCUUUGCCGACACAUAUCUCAACCUUCCUCCAGACGACGAUGAGCCUCGGCUCUCGAGUGAGUCGUAUGAAUAUUCAACCACACCAGGACAAAGCUCCACGGACCCCUCGAGUGGAAGAACGCCGGAUACCAGGAUCACGGCGUCCCCAUCUCCGUUUCCCACGGUGUUGGAACAUGUCAAGGUGGAACAGGAGCCGAGUGCUUCGCCAGAGUCAUCGAGACUAUCUCCCCAAUCUCCACCCAACUUGACAUGUGAAGAGUGCGGCCGGUCCUUCGAUCAAAUUCACAAGCUCAACCACCAUAAACGUUAUCAUGAUCGCAAGCACGAAUGUCCGCAUCAAGGUUGUGAUAAGAAAUUUGGCACCAAGACCCAUCUCGAUCGUCACAUCAAUGACAAGCAUGUCAAGUCGAAAGCAUACCACUGUACGGAGCCCACAUGUCCUUACUUCAAAGGCGGUAAAGCCUUCCCCAGGAAGGACAACUGGCGGCGGCAUAUGGUCAAGAAACAUGCAGCGGGGACGCAGCAAUUGCAGGAGCUGGAAGCUAUGGACGAGCCACACGGAUGA